Messenger RNA from Neopelma chrysocephalum (saffron-crested tyrant-manakin), 1896 nucleotides. RefSeq names its product leucine-rich repeat-containing protein 14-like. The transcript is spliced from 2 exons. Gene Ontology annotation, cellular component: cytoplasm. NCBI's taxonomy places the organism in Eukaryota, Metazoa, Chordata, Aves, Passeriformes, Pipridae. The annotation marks the transcript as partial. The record is from RefSeq and is a predicted model, not a curated record.
ACGUUUCUCCUCCCAUCCAUUCCCUCUUUUCCCACCUUUUCCCUCCUUCCCCAGCCGCUGCCGCCUGCGCGUGCUGGACGUGACGGGUCUGCCGGACGACGCCACGACGGGCCGUGGCCCGGACGGGAUGAGCGUCUGGUCGGGCACCGUGGCCCUGGCCAAGGCCUGCGUCGAGGUCUCCAAGCACCACCGGGAAUCCCGGGAAUUCCAGCGGCGCGGCGCCAAGCGCCACAAGGGCCGUUCCGGCGCCGCCGUCACCGCGCCGCGUUCCGCCGGCGUCGACGUCCACGCCGACUUCUUCGUCAACCGCACGUCCUACGGGAUCCUGCGGGACGCCCUCCAGACCGGGAACGCCGGCCCCUUACGCCUGCGCUGCCGGGAAUUCCAGGCCGAGAAGCUGUCGGUGGACGGCAUCGUGAGCCUGCUGAAAUCCCUGGAUCCCGCCGGGGUGCGCCGGGUGGACCUGCGCUUCCGCAACCUCGGCCUCACCGGGCUCUCCGUGGUGCUGCUCCACCUGUCCCAGUUCCCGGACCUGCGGAGCCUCAAGCUGCAGUACAGCAACGUGGACGUCAGGAGGUCGACGCCGGAGCUGGUGCUGGGGAUCCGCUGCCUGGCCAGGGAGCUGGGGAAGCUGCCCAGCCUCAAGGAGCUCAACCUGGGAUCGUCACGGCUCUCCGGGAACCUCAGGCAGGUCCUAUGCGAGCUCCAGGCUCCGUUGGAAAGCCUGGAAUUGGCCUUCUGCUCCCUCCUCCCCGCCGACUUCGCCUUCCUGUCCCAGAGCUUCCACGCGCCGGCCCUGAAGCGGCUGGACCUGAGCGGCCACGACUUCUCCCAGAGCCUCCUGGAGCCCCUCCGGCAGCUCCUGGAGGAGACCUCGGCCUCCCUGCUCCACCUGGAUCUCAUGGAAUGCCGCCUGACGGAUUCCCACCUGGACUCUCUGCUGGCCUCGCUCCGCCGCUGCUCCCGCCUCCAGUUCCUGGGACUCUUCGGGAAUUCCCUGAGCACCUCCGGCCUCAAGGAGCUCCUCUGGAAGACGGCGGAAUUCCCGGAGCUCCGGUUGGUCGUGUACCCGGUGCCCGUGGAUUGCUACAAGCCGGGGCUCCACCAGCGCCGCUCCGGCUCCCGCUGGAUCCUGGAGGAGCGGCUGGAUCGGGAACGCUUGGGAGCGGCCAGCGCCGAGCUGGGGCGGCUCCUGGAGAGCUCCGGGAGAUCCCACGUCGUCUGGACCUACAACCCCUACGGACACGGGGCCCUGGAUUACUUCUCCUUGUAGCUCCUGGGAAGAGCUGCUGUUCCCAGGGCUCGGGAUUCCUCCUCGCUCCCGGAAUUCCGGGGGCGCUUCCGGCGGCGUUUCCGCCUCAAAUUCGGGCGUUUCCGCCUCAAAUUCGGGUGUUCCUGCCUCAAAUUCGGGUGUUCCUGCCUCGUCCCGGGAUUUUCCUGCUGAGUUUGGGCGGCUCCCGCCUCAUCCCGGUGGAUUCCCACCUUAUCCCGGUGGAUUCCCACCUUAUCCCGGUGGAUUCCCACCUUAUCCUGGUGGAUUCCCGCCUUAUCCCGGUGGAUUCCCACCUUAUCCCGGUGGCUUUUCCACCUUAACCUGAUGGAUUCCCACCUUAUCCCAGUGGUUUCCCGCCUCAUCCCGGUGUUUUCCCACCUUAUCCCAGUGGCUUCUGCCUCAUCCCGGUGGCUUCCCACCUUAUCCUGGUGGAUUCCCACCUUAUCCUGGUGGCUUCCCACCUUAUUCUGGUGGAUUCCCACCUCAUCCCGGUGGCUUUCCCACCUUAUCCCGAUGGCUUCCUGCCCCAUCCCGGUGUUUUCCCAUCUCAUCCCAGUGUCUUUCUGCCUCAUUGGGUGUUUUCCACCUAAUUUGAGAGACUUUUCCACCUCAUCCCAUUGUUA